AUGAUUUAAACUAAAAGAAAUUUCUUUAAGAUCAAAGUAGCAAUAUUCUUUGGCUAUAAUGGCAAAGGGUACCAUGGUUCAUAGAGCUAAAAGGACUAAAACAUUAAGACUAUAGAAAAGUCAUUGUUUGAAGGUUUGAUAGACUCUAAAUUGAUUAGUGAAACACAUAUGGGAGAGUUAAAAAAAGCAGGUUGGGGAAGAGGAGCUAGAACUGAUAAGGGAGUUCAUGCAUUAUGUAAUGGCGUUAACGUUAAGUUGGCUAUUAGUGAAGAGUACCUUAUGAGAGGUAGUCCUCUUAGAAUGGAUGAUAAAAAUCCUGAAGAAAUUUAAAAGGAAAUAUAAGAAAAAAACGAAAUAUUAUUAGAAUCUGAACAAUAUAAAAAACCAGAAGAAAACUCUGGUGAAUAAUAAAAUGCAAAUGGUAAUUAAGCAUCUGAAAAAGAAAUAAAAUCCUAGGCUAUAGAAGAAGAAGCUGCUGAUAAUGAUUAAGAAAUAGCAGAAGAAUAGGAAGAAUAAAAGGAAGGAGAAAAAAAUUUAGAAGAAAGUAAGAAGGUUGAAGAUAUGACUGAAGAAGAGAGAUAAGAAAGAAGUAGAAGAUUACAAUAAGAGGCUGAAGAAAACAGAAAAAAGAAGGAAGUUAGUAAGGCUCAUCACAAAUAACUGUAAGAAUUUGCUAACGAAAGAAGAAAGCAUAUCGAUAUAGAUAAGAUUAUAAAUGCAUUAAACAGCAAUUUACCAGCAGAUAUUCGCUGUGUUUCAAUUAAACAGGUAUCUCGUAAAUUUGAUAUUCGUACUCACUGCAAAUACAGAGUAUACGAAUACUUAAUGCCUCUUUUUAUGUAUCAGAAGUAUGAUGACAUUAUAGCAGGUACUCCUAUGACAGAAGAAUUUGAGUAAAAAACCAUGUAAAGAGUUUCUACAUUAGCUGAUAAGUUCAAAGGAACUCAUAAUUACCACAAUUACACAAGAUAAAUGAAAGCAAAAGACCCUCGUUGUAUGCGUUAUAUUUUAGACAUGAAAACUGAAUUAAUCACCAACCCUUAAAACGGAAUGAAAUUCAUUAGAUUUACUUUAGUAGGAUAGAGUUUUGUUUAUCAUUAAAUUCGUAAGAUGAUGGGUAUGAUUUGCAUGAUGAUUUAGGAAGACUACCCUGACAACUUUAUGGAUUCUAGCUUUUUCCAUAAUGUCAUGCGUAUUUGGCUUGCUCCUGCCCAUGGUUUAUUCCUAAAUCGUAUGAGAUUUGAUAGUUACAACAAGAAACCUGAAAUCCCAGAACCUAUUGAAUUCGAUAAGAUUGAAGAAGAUCGUUUAAGAGAAAUGAGAGAUAUUAUUGAAAAAGCAGUCAUGAACGAAGAGGAUGUUAAUGCAAUUUACAAAUAAUGGAUUAAAGAUGUCAAAGCAGGAAACGAGCUUGCUGAAGAAAAUGAAUCUGUUUCAGGAGAUAUGGAUCAAUGA
Tetrahymena thermophila SB210 is the source of this 1455-nucleotide messenger RNA. Its product is annotated as tRNA pseudouridine synthase A. Gene Ontology annotation, molecular function: RNA binding; pseudouridine synthase activity. Gene Ontology annotation, cellular component: nucleus. The record is from RefSeq and is a predicted model, not a curated record. The transcript has a single exon. Gene Ontology annotation, biological process: tRNA pseudouridine synthesis; mRNA pseudouridine synthesis. Lineage: Eukaryota; Ciliophora; Oligohymenophorea; Hymenostomatida; Tetrahymenidae.